AUGCAGAGGAGCAAUCACACAGUGACUGAGUUUAUCCUGCUGGGCUUCACCACAGACCCAGGGAUGCAGCUGGGCCUCUUCGUGGUGUUCCUGGGCAUGUACUCUCUCACUGUGGUAGGAAAUAACACCCUCAUCGUGUUGAUCUGUAAUGACUCCCACCUCCACACACCCAUGUAUUUUGUCAUUGGAAAUCUGUCGUUUCUGCAUCUCUGGUAUUCUUCUGUCUACACCCCAAAGAUCCUAGUGACCUGCAUCUCUGAAGACAAAAGCAUCUCCUUUGCUGGCUGCCUGUGUCAGUUCUUCUUCUCUGCAGGGCUGGCCUAUAGUGAGUGCUACCUGCUGGCUGCCAUGGCUUAUGACCGCUACGUGGCCAUCUCCAAGCCCCUGCUUUAUGCUCAGGCCAUGUCCAUAAAGCUGUGUGCAUUGCUGGUAGCAGUCUCAUAUUAUGGUGGCUUUAUUAACGCUUCAAUCAUCACCAAGAAAACGUUUUCCUUUAACUUCUGCCAUGAAAACAUCAUUGGAUUUUUCUGUGAUUUACUUCCCUUGGUGGAGCUGGCCUGUGGCAAGAAGGGUGGCUAUAAAAUUCUGAUGUACUUCCUACUGGCCUCCAAUGUCAUCUGCCCCGCGGUGCUCAUCCCAGCCUCCUACCUCUUUAUCAUCACCAGCGUCUUGAGGAUCUCCUCCUCCAAGGGCCGCCUCAAAGCCUUCUCCACAUGCUCCUCCCACCUGAGCUCUGUCACUUUAUACUAUGGCUCCAUUCUCUACAUCUAUGCUCUCCCUAGCUCUAGCUAUUUUUUUGAUAUGGACAAAAUAGUUUCUACAUUUUAUACUGUGGUACUCCCCAUGUUGAAUCCCAUGAUCUACAGCCUAAGGAAUAAGGAUGUGAAAGAGGCUCUGAAAAAACUUCUCCCAUAA
This is a messenger RNA of Gorilla gorilla gorilla (western lowland gorilla), 915 nucleotides long. RefSeq names its product olfactory receptor 9G9. Gene Ontology annotation, cellular component: membrane. The record is from RefSeq and is a predicted model, not a curated record. Gene Ontology annotation, biological process: G protein-coupled receptor signaling pathway. Lineage: Eukaryota; Metazoa; Chordata; Mammalia; Primates; Hominidae. Gene Ontology annotation, molecular function: olfactory receptor activity; G protein-coupled receptor activity.